Molecule: messenger RNA, 3345 nt
Organism: Aspergillus thermomutatus
Lineage: Eukaryota; Fungi; Ascomycota; Eurotiomycetes; Eurotiales; Aspergillaceae
Product: transcription factor domain-containing protein
Exons: 8
Coding region: 1-3345 (1114 amino acids)
Biological process (GO): positive regulation of transcription from RNA polymerase II promoter by galactose; DNA-templated transcription
Cellular component (GO): protein kinase CK2 complex; nucleus
Molecular function (GO): RNA polymerase II cis-regulatory region sequence-specific DNA binding; zinc ion binding; DNA-binding transcription factor activity, RNA polymerase II-specific
Source: RefSeq, a predicted model, not a curated record
AUGGCUUCCGAGUCGUCUCAGGUCGAUAUGGCCACCCCUCAGGCGGGAAAAGCAGACCAUGAUGCCGCCACAGCUGAGGACAGCGCAAAGAGGAAAGCGGAACAGACCAACGGAACUCACACGCGCACAAAGCGGAAUCGCUACAUCUCAAUCGCCUGCAAUGAAUGUAAGCGACGCAAGAUCAAGUGCAACGGUCAAGUGCCAUGCCAACGCUGUGGCCAUCUGAAUCUCGAGUGCCGAUACGCCCCCAAUUGCUGCAACAAUAACUUCAAGGAUUCCGAAGAGUUCCGUUCGAUGAAAGAUCAGAUCACAACUCUGCAGGAACAGGUGAACAGUCUCUUCAGCAGUCUGAAUGAUCUUCGGAGUCAAAGAUCAUCUUUGGACUCGCCGAAUCUCGAGAACAUCUCUCGAGAUGGCUCACAGUCGGUCUUUACACCGAUGCAAGCGGCCACCGUCAGACCUCGCGUAAGACAUCUACGGUUUCAUGGUCCCACUAGCUCCGCCUUCAAUUUCGAUGUCGCCAGAUCCAGUCUUCAGAACAUGGGCAUUGCACCCGCCGAAGAAGUCAUGAAUGACGAUCUGACAACGGCCCAAGCCACGCCGGCCGCUUCGCCGCCUGCUCAGCAGGCUGUAUUUACACAGCCCAUACAUCCGACCAAAGAUCCGAUAUGGGCAAUCAAACGGGAGGAGGCUCUACGACUAUGUCACGUCUACGAGGAAGAAGUCGGUAUUAUGUAUCCGCUUGUGGAUAUUGAGAAGGUGACCAAUCAAGUCAACCUCCUAUAUACUUUCAUGGAAGCUGCAAUGCGGACUGGCUUGGCGCAGCGAGCAUUCCCGGGCUCAGAUGCCCUUCAUGAUGAUAAUACAAUUCUCCUCAAGAUGAUUCUCGCCAUAACGUUGAUCAUAGAGGGGAGCGGGCGAAGUGAUCUGGGCCAACGUCUGUUCCUGAGUGUCAAGCCUGUCAUUGAGGCUAAGCUUUGGGGACCGAUCGACACCAAGACCAUCCAACUCUUUGGCAUGGUGGCAACCUACCAUUUCCACACGGAUGACGAUGCGAUGGCCUACCGUGUGAUAGGAUUCGCUGCACGUAUGUGCCUUGAACUGGGUCUGCACCGACGGGAGGCGUUGAUGAAAUCCUUUCCGAACGAGGAUCAAUGGUCUGACGUCACCAAGAUCUUCUGGACGAUCUACAGUUUGGAUAGACGCUGGAGUCUGGGUACCGGGCUACCCUUUGUCAUUCAAGAUGAGGAUGUCGACCCUAACCUCCCCGAGCCUGACGGAUCGUUGCCUUACUUGAGGUACAUACGCAGAGAUGAGAUCGGGUAUCUGGACUACCAGGUUCUCCAGUGGUACAAGCAGGUUCCAGAUGCGUUGAAAUUUUACCCUGGCGACUCUCCGAAGCAUGGCGAGACGGCCAGCCGGGGUUUGCGGCGGCUACGGGUGCUGCUGUACUUGCGCAUGAAUCAGCUUCGGAUUCUCAUUUAUCGGCCCGUACUACAUUCUUCUGCAAGUAUCGCCGAAGACAAAGGUCAUGCUCAAACGGUGGUGGAUGUCGCCAAAGAUACAGUUCGAGUGCUCACACAGCUUAACCAUGCUUCUGACAUCUAUCGCACUCAACAAAUUACCUUCAACUACUUCCUUGUCGCCGCUCUCGCGGUGCUCUUUCUGGCCGUAUGUCACGCGCCAAACGAAUUCAACCGACAGGUGCGGGACGAGUUCUACAUGGCACUCGAUCUGAUCAACGGAUUCAGUACAAAAUCGUACGUAUCAAAGCGGCUCUGGAAGACAAUCAAGAGUCUGAGAAUGAUCGGGGAACGGCUGGGCGUGCUGGCGCGCCCGUUCGGCUCGGACUCGAACGACCCCCAUUCAACGGCUGCUGUCGCCAUGGCGGGCCUGGCGGGCCAUUCGAUCGAGGAUCUGUCCGUCUAUGGUCCGAUGAAUGGGGUCAAUGAACUGGGAAACAGUCCUUUGAACGGACUGCAGAUGAGUCAUGAGCUCACCAACCUCUUCGAGGCUGUUGGAGGCUUCAGCAGCUUCAUUGCAUCCGGUACAGCACCCGAAGGUAUACCCGGAUUUUGUCGAAGAAAUCAAAGCGAAGAGCUUCCAUCUUCGUUCGAUCCAUCGUUUUCCGUUUCGCUACUCGGCAACGUGUCGAGAGAGACAGGUUCGGCGUUGGCCGACGGCCUGGACAGGCUGGAUCUGAGUCAACUGUCUGAAUCAUCAGCCUCGUCGUCAUCCGAGUCCGGCUCGUUCGAUAUGUCGUCUUCGGAAGGGGCCCCGGAGUCAUGGAUCUCCUCGUUCUGCUCGCUGAUGGGUCAUGAAUUCUUCGCAGAGGUGUCGGAGGACUUUAUCGAGGAUGACUUCAACCUCACCGGUCUGCAGUCGCAGGUGCCCAUGUACAAGGAGGCGCUCGAGAUGAUUCUGGAUGUGGAACCGGAGGAGGAUGAAGACGAGGAGGAGGAAGAGGAGGAGGAGGAGGAGGAUGACGACGAGAUUCUCGGUGAUGAGCGACCCCCGGGCUACCGCAGAGCUGGGGACCGGAGACACGCACGGGUGGCCAGCGACCUGAGUGUGAUCGAAAGUUCUGCGGAACUGCUCUACGGCCUCAUCCACCAGCGCUACAUCACUUCGCGACCGGGAAUCCAGCAGAUGCUGGAGAAGUACGAAAUGCAGCACUUCGGUGUCUGUCCGCGCGCAUACUGCAAUGGAAGCAAGGUCCUACCCGUGGGCUGCUCCGACACCCCUGGACAAGAGACGGUGAAGCUGUUUUGCCCCAGUUGCCAGGAUCUGUACACUCCGCCCAACAGUCGUUUCCACUCGGUCGAUGGGGCCUUCUUCGGGACCACGUUCGGAUACCUCUUCUUCAUGACCUUCCCCGACCUGGACAUUGGCCCCCGUCUGGAUCCCUCCAUGUUAACCGUUGCACCUGCGCAUGCAAACAAUCAAUCUCGCUCCUCGUCUAUGACGUCUGGGGUCAACCGCGCGACUCCCGAUCUGCCGCCCCCGAACCAGCCAACGGAGAUCAACGGCGUGCGAACCGUCAACUUCUGCCCCGGUCUGGGACCAGGUAGGAUUUACGAAUCGAAGAUCUACGGAUUCCGCGUUUCGGAGCGAUCCAGAGUCGGUCCGCGCAUGAAGUGGCUGCGGAUGAAGCCGACGGAUAUCCGGGAGUUGGACGAGUUGGCGCAGUACGAGGCCAUCCACGGCUCAGCCAACAAUGCCGGCGAUACCGAGAUGAUUGUUGAAGCACAGAAUGCAGCCGCAAUCGCAGCUAGGAAGAAAGCGCCCAUGCGGAGACGGCGGCAUAAUCCCGAUCAGAUGAGCAUCAACGGGGUGGAAGGUUGA